Messenger RNA from Protopolystoma xenopodis, 726 nucleotides. Lineage: Eukaryota; Metazoa; Platyhelminthes; Monogenea; Polystomatidea; Polystomatidae. The record is from the annotation of a GenBank genome assembly.
AUGAUUUUAAUUGCAGUCGGUGAUCUCUUCUAUUUUCCCGUCCAGACACGUGGAGGCUCAACUCAAGGAAAGUCAAUGGACGACAUCAUUGAUGAGGUGGCUUCGGAUGUUCUCGGCCGGCUACCAGACAAUUAUGACACCGAGAUCGCAUUACGCAAAUACCCAACACGCUACGAGCAAAGUAUGAACACUGUAUUGGUGCAGGAGAUGGUCCGCUUCAACAACCUGCUUACAGUUGUCCGUCAGAGCUUGAACAACAUUCGGAAAGCGAUUAAGGGUCUGGUUGUCAUGUCACCCGACCUUGAGGAGGUUGCCGAAUCUAUGAUGGCCUCGAAGAUUCCGAAAAUGUGGAUGGGUAAAUCGUAUCCAUCCCUAAAGCCGCUUGGUUCCUACGUCAACGACUUCCUGACGCGACUUAAAUUUCUACAGGCGAAUACAGCAUUGCAGCAGCAAUUUUGGGCUACGUGGACGCGAAUAGUUAAUCAAGACGCCUUUCACGAUUUCGCUUCAGUGUCAAUCAAGGCUAAGGCCCCCAGAAAGGUUGUCGGGACGAAGCAUGUACAUGAUGCAAUGGACACAUUUCUGGGGCCGUCGGAUCUCGUGAGUAGGUGGGGAGGAAAUUGCGGCCGGAAUAUGCAAUACAGGUGGCUUGGGUUUGCCAUGGUCAUGCACACAUUUUUCCAGAACCUAAUAGCUAAUCUCACAAUUUCAGGUGAUGUUAUUUGA